ACUGCAACAAAUGACAGCACACGGUAGUGUGAAGAAAAAAAAACGAAAACAACAAUAACUUUAGUCAUAGUUUAGUGACAACUAUUAAAUAAGUAAAAUAUCGAAAUUGCAUUUUAAUGUUAUUUUAAUUUAAAUAUACAAAAUAAUUGUUAUAAUAACAACUCAAGCAACAAAAUAAUAAACUAUUAAUUGAAACGCAAAGAAAACAGACUAAAUAACAAUGUCUGAAACAUACGAUUAUUUAUUUAAGUUUUUAAUAAUUGGUAGUGCUGGCAGUGGUAAAAGUUGUUUAUUGCAUCAUUUUAUUGAAAAUAAAUUUAAAGAUGACAGCUCUCAUACCAUAGGCGUUGAAUUUGGAUCACGUAUUGUUAAUGUUGGUGGUAAAUCGGUUAAAUUGCAAAUAUGGGAUACUGCUGGUCAGGAACGUUUUCGUUCGGUAACACGCUCAUAUUAUCGUGGGGCAGCUGGAGCUUUAUUGGUCUAUGACACAACAUCACGUGACUCAUUUAAUGCUUUAACAAAUUGGCUUAAUGAUGCCAGAACAUUGGCAAGUCCUAACAUAGUUAUACUCUUAGUUGGGAAUAAAAAAGAUUUAGAAGAAGCCAGAGAUGUUACAUUUUUGGAGGCAUCUACAUUCGCCCAAGAAAAUGAAUUAAUAUUCCUGGAAACAAGUGCAAAAACUGGUGAAAAUGUUGAAGAGGCAUUUUUAAAAUGUUCCAAAACUAUUUUGGCUAAAAUAGAAACGGGUGAACUAGAUCCGGAGCGUAUAGGCAGUGGUAUACAAUAUGGUGGGGCCGCUUUAAGAAAUCUACAACAAACACGACAACGAAGUAUUAAUAAGCCGGAUUGUGGCUGUCGCGUUUAAGUUUUCUUUUAAAACAACACUAUGUUUAGUGUUUUAUUUUUCUCUUAUUUUUAUUUUUACUCCGGCAUAUCCUUAUAUUUUAUCUGUGUGUAUUUAUAGUGUUUUUUUUUUUUAAUAAUUUUUAAACAUUACAAACAAAAUCUUGAAAAUCUCAUCUAAGUAGUAAUAUAAGCACUUUUAAUACCUAAAAUGUCGAAAUUUCUCAAUUUGUAUGUAAGCAAGAAAAUUUAUUACCUAUAGUUUAUAGUUGGGUUUAUUUUCUUUUUAACACUCAUUCCAUGUUUUAUGCAAUUAAAACUUGCCUCCCUCCCUUAAAAAAAAAUUCGCCAUUAUAUUGUUUUACUUAUUUGUUUUUAAACCUAUUUUCUUUUUGAUUUUAUUUUGUAUCUUCAAUUUGUGCAAAGUUGUUUAAUUGGUUGGUUUUUUUUAAGGAGUGAAGAAAAUGUAUCGUUUUAUUAUUAUUUUUACUCUAGGCAUUUCUCUUUGUAUAUAAUAAGACCAAUAAACUAUAAAUAAAAAAAAUCUCGUUGUAGUCUGUAGAAACUGAAAUAUUUACAUACAAUUAUUAAGAAGAAGAAUAAUAAACAAUUAAUGUUGCACCCAA
Messenger RNA from Lucilia sericata (common green bottle fly), 1469 nucleotides. Its product is annotated as ras-related protein Rab-4B-like. Gene Ontology annotation, molecular function: GTP binding; GTPase activity. The record is from RefSeq and is a predicted model, not a curated record. Gene Ontology annotation, biological process: Rab protein signal transduction; regulation of endocytosis. NCBI's taxonomy places the organism in Eukaryota, Metazoa, Arthropoda, Insecta, Diptera, Calliphoridae. Gene Ontology annotation, cellular component: endosome.